Ahaetulla prasina is the source of this 1356-nucleotide messenger RNA. RefSeq names its product pulmonary surfactant-associated protein D-like. The record is from RefSeq and is a predicted model, not a curated record. The transcript has 8 exons. Bases 30 to 1169 code for a protein of 379 amino acids. Lineage: Eukaryota; Metazoa; Chordata; Lepidosauria; Squamata; Colubridae.
GGCAUGAUCUCUAUGCAGGUCCUCUCAGAAUGUCUGAAAUUGUCAAGUCCUAUGACUCAGCAAUGCUAGUGGUCCUGCUCUUUGGCGCUUUAGUCUCAGCAGUGGCAUCGAUGUCCACCCCAGCGCCACAGAAAGUCCUCCAUAGCUGGAAUGCUUGUUCCUUGGUGGUGUGUGAACCAGCUGAGAAAGGAAUACCAGGACGAGAUGGACGAGAUGGAAUUCAAGGAUUAAAAGGGGAAAAGGGAGAACAAGGAUUGCAAGGCCCCAAAGGAAGCCUUGGUCCUCCAGGGAAGAUGGGGCCAGCUGGACCAGCAGGACAAAUAGGAUCUCAAGGGAAUCCUGGACCGAAAGGAGAUCCUGGACAAAUAGGCCCACGUGGGAUUCAGGGUUUGCAAGGCCCUCCUGGAAAGGUGGGCCCUUCAGGACCGAAAGGUAACAUUGGCCCACAAGGUGAGAAAGGUGUCAACGGAGGAAUAGGUCUCAAAGGAGCCCUUGGCCCUCCAGGACCCCAAGGCAAAAUAGGUGCCCCUGGACCAGCUGGGGCCAAAGGAGCAGUGGGCGAAAAGGGAGCAAAAGGAGACACGGGUGUCAAAGGACUGCAAGGACCACCAGGUCCCCAAGGGCCAGUGGGAAAAGCUGGUUCUCCUGGACCCAAAGGAGAUAAGGGUACCACGGGUGAAAGGGGGAUAAAAGGUGAUAGUGGUCUCUCAGAGGUCAAUCUUUUGAAGACUAAAGUUAGCGCCCUGGAAGGACAGCUGAAAGCUCUACAGGCCAGCUUUGCCACAUAUCAAAAAGUCGCCACGUUCCCAGGCGGACGCAUAGUCGGCAACAAAGUGUUCAUAACCAAUGGCUAUGAAGGCAACUUCGAGGAUGUGAGACAAAGGUGUACACGGGCCGGAGGCCAGCUUGCGGCCCCGAGAACCGCCGCAGAGAACGAUGCUGUCCAAAAAAUUGUGGUACUCUACAACAAAUCGGCCUUCCUUGGCAUAACUGACUUAAAGACCGAAGGGACAUUUAAGUACCUGAACGAUCAACCCCUCACUUACGUCAACUGGUUGCCCGGGGAGCCCAACAAUCAGGGCAAAGAGAAUUGUGUCGAACUUUUUUCAAAUGGAAAAUGGAAUGACAAAUCCUGUGGGGAAAAAAGGCUCCUGGUCUGCGAAUUUUAGACUCAUCUGUCACGCAGCAUUUCGAUCCAGGGAGGCUGCGAAGUUUUAAUACCACGUUUGCUUCUUAUCUAUAGGCAUUAAAGAAAUCAUGACUUAGCUAAUCCUCCCUAAAUUCUAGUGAGGGGGGAACUGUUGAUUUCACGUAUACAAUUAAAAUAACUUUACCACCAAGGCCAGUUCCCAAGUA